GUUUGAGUCAGUCCAACCCCGCUGUCGUUACUAGAUGAAGGAUGAUUUAUUUAACAUGUGCCCGCGACCCGACGGCACCCUAAUCGCGACAAAGGGCAUUAUUGCGUCACUUGUCACCUUCUUCUGUAUUCGUACCGCAUCUUUCCAUCUUCUGGCAAAUUCAACUUCAGCUCUUGGAUCACCACCAUCAUCAUCAUGCCGGACUUCUCUGGACUCGAACUCACCAAUAAGGUGGCCAUUGUCACCGGUGCGUCUCGGGGACUGGGCGCUGGCAUUGCCGUGUUGCUGGGCAAGCGCGGCGCCAACGUGGUCGUGAACUAUGUCUCGGAGAGCAGCCGAGAGCGCGCCGAGAAGGUUGCAAAAGAGAUUGAGGGCAACGGCACCAAGGCGAUUGUCUGCCGAGCCGACGUCAGCAAACUGGAGGAGAUCCCCAAGCUGGUCGAGGCCGCGCUCAAGAUCAGCCCGACCGGCAAGAUCGACAUCCUCAUCCACAACGCUGCACAGGGAAACGAGGCCAACCUCGUCGACACCACCGAGGAGUUCUACACGCGGCACUUCGACGCCAACGUCAAGGGCCCCAUCUUCCUGACCAAGGCCGCCGAGCCCCACCUGCCCAAGGGGGGACGCAUCGUCUUCAUCUCCUCGGCCGGCGCCCGUCUAGGCGUUGCGGGCCAGACCGUCUACGCGGCGACCAAGGCGGCCGACGAGGCGCUCGUGCGCGUGUGGGCCAAGGAGCUGGGCCAGUCGCACGGCAUCACCGUCAACUGCGUCAACCCAGGCCCCAUUGCGACAGACCAGUGGUUCCAGAGCGACGAGCAGUUCCUUAAGGACAUGCAGCCCCUGAUCGACUCGACGCCCGCCGCGGCCCGCGUUGGCGAGGUCGACGAUAUCGCGCCCUUGGUGGCCUUCCUCUGCUCGGACCAAGCCAGGUGGACGACUGGCUCUGUGCUGUCUGCGAACGGAGGUCUGUACAACUAAGAGCAGGUGGGAGGGGCAAGAAAAAGAAAAAAGGAAACAAGAAGAAAAGAGAAGGAAACAAAAGAGGCAUUGAGGGAGUUGGGAACACGCCGUGACAGUGACAUACAAUAGCAGAGGCAGACAAGUCGCCAUGCUGUGGCGGUUGAAGGUGUUGCUGCCUCAGCACAGAGUCCAAUCCACUCUUGGUCGCCUUGGCCAGUGCUGGGGUCGCCUUGGCCAGUGCCGGUAGAGGCAGCGAGGUUUUAAAGUCUAGCACAGUGGGUUAGAUAUUUGCUCCUAGACCAGUCAAUGAUAAUCUAAUACCCCAUUAUCUCUAUCUACUGAGGGGAUUAUCCAUAUCAA
Messenger RNA from Phialemonium atrogriseum, 1320 nucleotides. RefSeq lists its product as uncharacterized. The coding region runs from base 196 to 978 and encodes 260 amino acids. Gene Ontology annotation, molecular function: oxidoreductase activity, acting on the CH-OH group of donors, NAD or NADP as acceptor. The transcript has 4 exons. The record is from RefSeq and is a predicted model, not a curated record. Lineage: Eukaryota; Fungi; Ascomycota; Sordariomycetes; Cephalothecales; Cephalothecaceae.